Messenger RNA from Engraulis encrasicolus (European anchovy), 3198 nucleotides. RefSeq names its product scaffold attachment factor B (gene safb). Gene Ontology annotation, biological process: regulation of mRNA processing; regulation of transcription by RNA polymerase II. NCBI's taxonomy places the organism in Eukaryota, Metazoa, Chordata, Actinopteri, Clupeiformes, Engraulidae. Gene Ontology annotation, cellular component: nucleus. Gene Ontology annotation, molecular function: RNA binding; sequence-specific DNA binding. The coding region runs from base 136 to 2784 and encodes 882 amino acids. The transcript has 22 exons. The record is from RefSeq and is a predicted model, not a curated record.
AUAAAGCUCAUCCUGCGCAUUUGCAACAGUGUUCAAACGCCAUCUUGUAUUCUCAUCGUGUGAUUUCGUGUGUAAAUUUAGACUUGCGGUGGCGUGUGUAGGAAAUAAACGUUACUGUCCGAGUAAUUUUCAAGCAUGUCUGAAAAUUCUGCGACAGUCGAUUCGGGAGCCGGUGAGAUGGCGGAGAUAACUGGCGUUCGGAAGCUGUCCGAGCUCCGAGUUAUUGACCUGAAAGCAGAGUUGAAGAGGCGAAGCCUGGAUGUGAGCGGCAUCAAGAGCGUGCUUAUCGAGAGACUCAAGAAGGCCAUUGAAGAGGAAGGCGGCAAUCCUGAUGAGCUUGAAGUACCUCUGGAUGGGUCGCAGAAGAAAACAAAACGAGCAGCUAAAGGUAAAUCACUGGAGAAUGAUGAGCAAGAAGAUUGCACCAUUGAAGAGGACUCAGGAGAUGGGCAGGAUGACCCUGAGGGAAAUAUGGAUAGUCUCCAAGAUAUGGACAUGAUGGACAUGAAUGUGCUGGAUGAGGCAGACAUAGACAAUAAUGGGCCAGGAAACGAAGACGAAGAAGAUAUGAAGGAUGAAAACGGGAACGAUGAAGAACUUGAUGACGCCCUCCUGGCUCCAGUGGAUGAUGAGGAGCCAGAUGCCAAAGAAGAGGAGGCUGCUGAAGAGGAAAGCGCAGAGAUUAUCAAACAGGAGGAUGACCAGGAGCAAGAAGAUGUACAAGAAGACAUAGAAAAUGAGAAAGUAGCCGGGUCUUGUAAGUCAGAGCUCCUUAAAGAAGAACUGCCAGCUGAAGAGGAGGACAGUGGGAACACCGCUGCCGACGAAGACAAUGCGUGUGACCUCAGUCGAGAGGACGAAGCCGUGGAUGCGGAGCAAGAAAGCGCCACAGCCUCUCACGAUCUCGAAAAGGACGCGGCCACCGCCGCGGAGUCAAACCAACCCGAAUCGCAAGCCAAGGACGAGCAGCCUGGUAGCCAAGAAGAAGACAUGGACGCUCAAACAGAAACUGAAAGCACUCAGCCUAGUGCUGCUGUUGAGACAGGUUCAAACGACAAUGAGGCCACUGUUGACACUGAUACAGGCUCUAAAGCCGAGACUGAGAAAGAGAGCGUGAAGACAGAAGAGACUGCUGCUGAGGCAACGAAAGGGUCCUCUUCUGUUGAGGGUGAUGAACAAAAAAAGAGUUCUGAUGAUGAAAAAGCUAGCAAGCCAGAGUCUAAGGAUGAAAAAGCCCCGGCAGGUAGUGGGAGAAACCUAUGGGUCAGCGGCCUCUCCUCUACUACCAGAGCGACUGAUCUGAAGAACCUGUUCAGCAAAUAUGGCAAGGUUGUGGGUGCUAAAGUGGUGACCAAUGCUAAGAGUCCUGGGGCUCGCUGCUACGGCUUCGUCACCAUGAGCUCCACAGACGAGGCCACCAAGUGCAUCAGCCACCUGCACCGCACUGAGCUGCACGGCAGGAUGAUCUCUGUGGAGAGAGCAAAGAAUGAGCCGGCUGGUAAGAAACCUGCUGAUAAAAACGAGGCAAAGAAGUCCGGCAGUGACCGCCGUCAUUCUUCAGACUCCAAGACCGAAAAAACUGACAUCAAAGAAGAGAAACCUGAAGGAACUGAGGAAGGCAAAGAUGGAAAAGGGCGGGAUGAAAGGACGGUCGUGAUGGACAAGUCCAAAGGAGAGCCGGUCAUCAGCGUCAAGACUAAGGACAAAGAGAGGAGCACCAAGAGCCGAGACAGGAAGUCGACCAGCAAGGACCGCAAGGACAUCCUUUCCUUUGACCAGAUCAAAGAGCAGCGUGAGCGGGAGCGCCAGAGGCAGCGCGAGAGGGAGAUGAGAGAGGUGGAGCGCCGACGCCACUCUGGACAGGACAGUGGAGAACGACAGGAAGCGAAUGCGGAGAGAAAGACUGGCGAUCGUGACCGAGGAGACCGUGACGGCCGCACGGAGCGCGAGCGCAUCCGGCUGUUCCGCGAGCGCGAGGAGCGGGAGCGCCUGAUGCGGAAGCGUAACUGGCUGGAGGUGGAGAAGCAGCGGCUGGACGCCGACCGCAUGGAGCGCGAGUUCCUGGAGCGCGAGCGGCUCCGCGUGGAGUACGAGAGGCGGCGCGAGCAGGAGCGCAUCCACCGCGAACGAGAGGAGCUGAGGCGGCAGCAGGAGCAGCUGCGCUUUGAGCAGGACCGCCGGCCCAUGAAGAGGCCCUACGACGGAGGAGGCAUGGACAGCAGGAUGCCUUCCAGGAAGGACGAGUGGCCUGAGAAGCGCAUGGCGAUGGACGACGGCCGCUACCGGGGCUCGGACUUCAACCGACAGGAGCGCUACCAGGACUUUGACCACCGCGAGCAGCGUGGCGGCGGCAGCGGACGCUACCAAGACGACGUGAUGAUGGACAGGAGGGACAACAAUCCCCGAAACAUGGUGGGUGCUAGAGAUGGACAGCACUUCUCCGAGCGUGACAGACACAGCCGGGACUCGCGUGACUCGUGGGGUGGUGGCGGCGGAGGUGGAGGCAGCGCCGGGGGAUACGAGAAGCGCGGUGGCGGCAUGAAUGCAAGCCGAGAAGGUCGAGAUUGGGAGGCUGGACGCAAAAUCGACGGGGACCGAGGCUGGCAAGGUGGAGAACGAGGCAUGCCAAGCCAGACACACAUGGGCAGAGGAGGAAUGGCCAACCGUGGAGGAUACAUGCAAACAGGAGGAACGUCGCAAUCGAUGUCCGGCACCAUAAAUCGGCCCAAUCAGAUGAUGCAAGGAAGCGGGAUGCAAGGCGGUGCUUUCGGCCGGCGGUAUUAAUUGCCAUUCUUCACUUCGGUUUUUCUUUUUGAGUAUCGUGAUAGCUUGGCAGCUUGUACAUUGCUCACACAUGCUUUGUAAAUUUCAGAUCCUUUUUUUAAAAAAGAAAAAAACUUUUGUCUCUCUCUCAACAUGGACACCCUACAAACACGAAUGUCUACUACCAGAGUUUUUAAUGUUGCUGUUUUCCCUCGGUUGUAACUUAAUUUAAAAUUUUUGAUUAAUUUUUGGAGGGGGUGGGCGGGGAAGGGGACAACGUUCAUUCCAGAUGUCUUAUUUUCUUGUGUUGAGGGUGUGACGUGAAAAUGUGUUAUGAUGAGACACUCAGGAAUGGUCCAGAACCCUGUUGUCAGUUUUGUGGAUUGUUUGUCAAUUAUGAAUGCGUUUUAAUAAAUUCCCAAACUUAUGAAAAUG